Messenger RNA from Apis florea (little honeybee), 1073 nucleotides. RefSeq names its product catalase (gene Cat). NCBI's taxonomy places the organism in Eukaryota, Metazoa, Arthropoda, Insecta, Hymenoptera, Apidae. Gene Ontology annotation, biological process: response to hydrogen peroxide; hydrogen peroxide catabolic process. Gene Ontology annotation, molecular function: heme binding; catalase activity. Gene Ontology annotation, cellular component: peroxisome; mitochondrion; cytoplasm. The record is from RefSeq and is a predicted model, not a curated record.
GAUGUUUGAACAAAAUAGAUGAUCCAUUUCUAGAAACUUUCAAGGUGUUUUUCAAGGACGUCGAACUCACCGGUGCACGACUAUUACGAAUCGUGCCGAAGAAUGACGAAGACAAGUUCAGGCUUUAUUCCGAUCAUUCGACCGUUUUCAUUGGACCGAGUGUUGAUACGUAAUACCGCUGCUAUUGCACACUUUUACCAUACAUCGCUCGACUCAGAUGAUAAAAGUUCAUUAUUAUUGAAAAUAAUGAAUAUAAGAAGAUUACAUAAAAAUAAUUCUUUUUUAACUAAUAGUGUAUGUAUAUGUUCUUUUUCUCAGCCUGAUUGUCCAAUAUUCCUUACUGCAAGUGGAACACCAGUUGCGAAGAAAGCCAGUUUGACAGUAGGGCCAAAUGGUCCUAUACUGCUUCAAGAUUUUGUCUUUUUAGAUGAACUAUCGCAUUUUAAUAGGGAAAGGAUUCCGGAACGUGUAGUCCACGCUAAGGGAGCUGGUGCAUUUGGUUAUUUCGAAGUUACCCAUGACAUUACGAAAUACUCUAAGGCAAAAAUUUUUUCCUCAAUUGGAAAACGAACUCCCAUUGCCGUAAGGUUUUCCACUGUAGGUGGUGAAAGUGGUUCUGCAGAUACUGUCAGAGAUCCUCGUGGUUUCGCAGUUAAAUUUUAUCAACGUGAUGGCCAAGCGACUAUAAAUAAUCAAAAUGGUGCACCAAACUAUUUUCCUAAUAGUUUUGGUGGGCCUAGAGAAUGUCCAGCUGUAGCUCCUCCGAAGUGCUUUGUGAGUGGCGACGUAGGUCGUUAUGAUGUAGAUCCAAACGAAGACAAUUAUGGACAAGUUACUUUAUUCUGGAGAAAUGUUCUUGACGAUAAAGAGAAAAGCAGAUUAGUGAACAAUUUAGUACAAAAUCUUAGCAAUGCAUCGACAUUCAUCAUUGAAAGAGCCGUAAAGAAUUUUACGGAAGUAGAUACUGAUCUUGGCAGAAGACUUACGGAAGGUCUUCGUGAUAAUGGUGUAUUAAUUAAUCCUUAUGGCAAGACCUCUAGAUUGUGAAAAAAUAAAGAUUACUUUUUAUUUUA